Messenger RNA from Eupeodes corollae, 5607 nucleotides. RefSeq lists its product as uncharacterized. Lineage: Eukaryota; Metazoa; Arthropoda; Insecta; Diptera; Syrphidae. The record is from RefSeq and is a predicted model, not a curated record. Bases 1 to 5607 code for a protein of 1868 amino acids. Gene Ontology annotation, molecular function: nucleic acid binding. Gene Ontology annotation, biological process: DNA integration. The transcript has a single exon.
AUGUCCGACGAGGAAGAAAAGAUCCAAAGCGAGCCAGAUGACGAUCAUGAGGAUGAACACAUCAACGAGACCAUCAAACCAUCUGAUGAAUUUGAUGUGAACACACGAAUUGGGAAUAUGCAAGAGGUAUUCCAGAAAUCGCUGCAGGAAAUGGAACAAAAGUUUUUGGCUAUGUUCAACGCCAUAAAGCCAACAAAUGAUCAGGUAAUUGACAUUCCUCCCUCCUUUCCCCUUGCCCAGGUUCAGGUUAAAAACACCAAAACUGCAAUGUUGCCCUUCUCAUCGAUGUCGCCCUCCAAAGAUAUACAGUCCUAUCAACAGCCGCCACAUCCACAGUCUUCGUUACAGCCGUCUUUGCCCAACGUUCACCAGUCACUGCCAUUAACGUUGAACAACCCGAACCCGCCGCCAACCCAGAUCCAGUCAUCAUCUAAGGUACAGCCGUACCAAUCACUUACGUCAUAUCAUGCACAGUCGUCGAUACAGCCGUCAUUGCCCAUAGUCCACGAGUCACCACCAAUUUCGUUGAACCAGCCGCUGCCAACUCAGAUACAGUCAUCAUCCCAGCCCCACCAAUCACAGCUGCCAUAUCAUUCUCAGUUUUCUAUGCCACAAUUUUCUCUGUCAGAGUCAUCAGAUUUCCAGACACCAUUCUCAUAUAAGCCACAAGCACACCAGCUGCAAUUGCACCAUCCAGAGCCUGAAACACAACACCAUCAAACCGAAUUAAGACGUCAUUUGCAUGAAUUGCCUAAAUUUGGGGGGCUUCCAGAAGAGUGGCCAGCCUUUAUCAAUUUAUACCGCGAAACCACCAGGACAUAUGGCUAUACCAAUCUUGAGAACCAGAUGCGACUGCAGAAAUGCCUAUAUGGAGAAGCGAAGCAGGUAGUCGAGGCAUUAUUAAUUUAUCCUAAUAAUGUCGCUGACGUCAUUUCGGAACUUAAAAAUAGUUUUGGGCGGGACGAAAUUCUCAUCCGAAGUCAACUAGCAAAGCUUAAAAUGAUUUCACCCAUAACUGAGGGAAAAGUAAUUGAUAUUGUACCACUCGCUGUCAAGGUAAAAGGGCUGGCCAUUUUUCUGGAAACGUCCAACGCCACCCAGCACAUAAGCAAUCCGUCUUUGCUUGAAGAGUUAUGCUCGAAAUUGCCCUUCAGGAUGCGUUUGGAGUGGACACGAACUAAAAUUCACAUCAAACCACACGCUACACUGCACCAUUUUUCCAAGUUCCUGGACGAGGAAGCAAACGUCAUUAAGGCAACAACGUACUGUACCUCAUCUAGCCCUCAAAGCUUGAUUGAAACAAAAAAGAACUUUGUUAUGCACAUUAACACGAACAACUCUCAACGAGCUUCGUGCAUAUUGUGUAGCCAAGAUCAUUUGUUGGCAGUGUGUGACAGAUUUGCUGAAAUGUCGGUGGACGAACGAUGGAAGGAAGUGAAGGCAUUAAAACUUUGUUUUUCUUGUUUGAGGCGAGGACACAACACAUUUACAUGCAGAACCAAAUUUAUCUGUAACAUUGGUGGAUGCCAGCGCAAACACCAUAAAUUACUUCACAAUAACUUUAAUUUUUCUCCACCAGAAUCAAAUAUGGAUAUCGUCUCACAGCCUUUAUGCACCUUGCAUCGUCCUUCGGAUGUAGAAAACACAGAAUUGUUUUUCAAAAUAAUUCCAGUAACAUUGUCUGGUGCCGCUGGAUCUUCGGUGCAUACGUACGCAUAUCUGGAUGACGGUGCAAUGCCUUCCUUAAUUGAUGAAAAUGUCGCAAAACAACUGGGGCUACAAGGAAAAUCUGGUAACAUUAAACUUCAGUGGUUUGGAAAUCAGACCAUAGACUUACCAACAACAUUUGUGGAAUUUGAAAUCCAGGGUGUCGGCAAAAAAUAUAAGGUGAAUAAUUUCUGCACAAUAAAAAAUCUUGACCUGCCGACACAAUCCUUGAAUUUUAAUAAAUUAAUUUCCAACAACAGCUGUCAAAGUGCUGAGUUAAAAGAGUUGCCAAUUUAUGACUAUUUUAAUGUAAAACCUACUAUUUUGGUGGGUAUGUCCAAUGCUUAUUUAGGAGUAGAAUCAAACCGGUUUGAACUGGGAUCGAAGGGACCAUUUAUUGCUGAAACAAGGUUGGGGUGGGUAGUUUAUGGCCCAACACAUGUACAAAAUGACCACUUGACUAAACUUAAAAGAAUUUUGACUGUUCGUGAUGCAGAAUCGUAUUCUCAUGAAAGCGUUUUGGAUAAUAUUCAUGAAAUGGUAAGAAAUUAUUUUACUAUCGAGAACAUGGGUAUUUAUAAACCGACGAAUAAAUUAUUAUCAAAUAAUGAUCAAAGGGCGAUAAACAUUAUGAAGCAAACUACUAAACAAAACGGUUUCCGAUAUGAAGUGGGACUUCUUUGGAAAUCAGAUAACUUUGAAUUUCCUGAAAGCUUCACAAUGGCCCUUAAGAGACUAGAAUUCGUCGAAAAGAAGAUUUUAAAAGAUCCUGAACUUCAAGCAGCAUAUAGAGGAAAAAUAGAUGAGUAUUUGGAGAAGGGAUACGCAUACAAAGUUAAAUUGGAUCCAAAUAAUGUCGAAUCUUCCAAAAUCUGGUACCUUCCACAUUUUGGAGUAAGGAAUCCAAACAAACCGGGAAAAUUCAGAUUAGUCUUUGACGCAGCAGCCAAAUCUAAAGGCGUCUCCUUUAAUGACAUGUUGUUGUCAGGACCAGAUAUGAACCAAACGCUGUUGGAUGUACUCUUUAAGUUCCGAGAAGCACGCAUCGGAAUAUGUUCCGAUAUCAAAGAGAUGUUUCAUAGAAUAGACAUUCGACCAGAAGACCAGAUGUGCCAACGAUUUUUAUGGAGAGACGGAAGUCCUGAAAACCAAUUGGAAGUUUACCAGAUGCGAGCAAUGAUAUUUGGAGCCACUUGCUCUCCCAGUUUGGCGCAACAUGUGAAAAAUACGAACGCAAUGCAAUUCAAAGAUGAAAACCCAAGAGCCGUUACUGCCAUCACAGAAAGACAUUACGUUGAUGAUUACGUUGACUCCUUUGAAACAGAAGAAGAUGCCAUUGAUGUCGUGAAACAAGUAGUAUGGAUUCAUCAAAAAGGUAAUUUUGAGUUGGCAAACUUUGUUUCAAAUUCGGAAAGAGUUCUAAAAGAGUUGGGAGUGCUUGAUGAAGUGAAUCGGAUAGUUGACGUGAACGUUGACGUUUGUGAUAAAAGAGAAAGAAUUUUGGGAAUGCACUGGAAUACCACAAAAGACGCAUUCGUGUUUUCGUUUCAAUUCCAUAAAGUUUCUCUAGAUAUUUUAACUGGCGUUCGAACUCCAACAAAACGUGAAAUGUUAAGCGUUAUCAUGAGUAUAUUUGAUCCCUUCGGAUUUUUAGCACAUUUUGUUAUAAGUGCAAAAAUACUAUUGCAAGAAGUAUGGAAGAGCGGAAUUCCCUGGGAUACAGUGUUACCAGAUCGAAUAUUAAACAAAUGGAAGCUGUGGGUGACAGAACUUAAUGACGUACAAAACAUCACAAUACCAAGAUGUUACUCGGCCUUUUUUAAGAAAGGACGUGUCGAAUUGCAUAUCUUUACUGAUGCGAGUGAAAAUGCGUAUGCCACCGUUGCUUAUUGGAGAAUUAUUUCCAGCGAUGGGGAAAUAAAUGUUGCGUUUGUGGCCGCAAAAUCUCGAUGUUCUCCAAUAAGACCGAUGUCAAUUCCUCGCUUGGAACUACAAGCAGCUAUAUUGGGUGUCCGCUUAAAAUCUUCUAUCUUAGCUGGCCAUAGCAGGAAUGCGGACCAAGUAUAUUACUGGAGUGAUUCAAAAACAGUUAUUAGAUGGAUCAAUUCCAGCAGUUGCCGUUUUAAGCAAUUUGUAGAACAUAGGAUCUCAGAAAUAUUAGAAGAAAGUGAACAGACACAAUGGAACUGGCUACCCACAACUGAAAAUAUCGCUGAUGAAGCGACGCGUGCGCGGUUUCCAGUAAAUUUGGAAUCCAGUUCAAGGUGGUUUCUUGGCCCAAACUUCUUAUAUUUAGAUACAAAUAAUUGGCCUCGGGAAAAAGUCGAUGUGAGUGAUGUCGAAAUAGAAGAAGCGUUGGAAAUCAGAGCACCAUUAUUCCAUGCCACCGUAAUCAGCAAACUAAUUGACAUUCACAGAUUUUCAAACUUUUCUAGGCUUAAGAGAACCGUAGCUUGGGUUUUUCGAUUUAUUUCAAACUGUAAGCGAAUUUCUUCAAUGCAUCAUAAAAGUGGCGAACUAACACCUCAGGAAGAAUCAGCAGCGGAAAUAUACUUGUCAGCAGAGGUACAAAAGGACGCCUAUCGAGACGAAUACAAGUGUUUAAAGUCACAGACAUGUAUAUCGAAAACAAGUUCACUACUCUCACUGAAUCCUAUAUACGAUAGUAGGAAUGAUCUCAUAAGAGCUGACGGAAGAAUUUCUACCGCUUCAUUUUUGCCAGCUGCUGCCCAACGUCCAAUUAUUCUACCAAAAACACAUUAUUUCACAGAGCUUCUUGUUGCAUACUAUCAUCGAAAGUUUCAUCAUCAAAACCAAGACUUGAUAACAUGUGAAAUACGUCGUAAGUUUUGGAUACCAUCUUUAAAAGUACUUGUACGAAAAACAAAAUCAAACUGCCGAACAUGUAAAAUCAUAAAUGCCACGCCACGCCAGCCCCUUAUGGCUCCUUUGCCUAGGGAUCGAACAACACCGUAUGUAAGCCCAUUUAGUUACACAGGGGUUGAUUUAUUCGGCCCCGUUCAUAUUAAGAACCGUAGAAACCAAGAAAAAAGAUGGGUUUCGGUAUUUACCUGUAUGACUACUCGAGCGAUACAUCUAGAAAUAUGUCAUGAUCAAUCUACGGACGCAUUUCUCAUGAGCUUAAGGAAUUUUAUGAAUAGACGAGGAGUUCCCGUUCGAAUAAGGAGUGAUUGUGGAUCAAAUUUUCUAGGAAUCGACAAAGAGCUUAGAAAUGUUCCCGAUUUUCUUGACCAUGAAGCUAUGAAAUCUUCCUUGACUCCACUAGGCAUCGAAUGGAUAUUCAAUAGUCCAAAAUAUCCGAAUGCAGGUGGCUGUUGGGAAAGACUAAUUGGAAGUGUCAAAAGAGUAUUAAGGGUUGUAUUAACAGAACAAACACCGAAGUUAGAAACCUUACAAAGCGUCUUGUGUGAAGCAGAAAACAUCGUAAAUAGCAGGCCUUUAACUGAUAUUCCUGUAUCUAUAGAUGAACCGGAACCAAUAACACCAAAUCAUUUUUUAAUGGGAAAGCCGAAUUCCACUCAAACACCUGGACCUUAUAACUGGAAGCACAUUAACAUGAGAAAACAAUGGCGCAUCGUACAACAACUUAAAAAUAUGUUUUGGAAGCAAUGGGUUCGGCAAUAUUUACCGGAUCUUACUAGACGCGCUAAGUGGUGUCAACGAUCGGAACCAAUAAAAAUAAACGAUCUCGUUUUUGUAUGUGAAAUUGAUUCUCCAAGGUCACAAUGGUUAAGAGGCAAGGUAACAGAAACUUAUCCAGGCAAAGAUGGCGUAAUUAGAACAGUUGAAGUCACCACGGCAAACAAAACCAAAUUUCGUCGCCCGGUUUCCCGGUUGGCAGUUUUGGACGUCGAGCAACAUUGUAGUGAAUCCAAAUAA